AUGCAGCUUCAUAGAUCUUGGGCGCAAAUACUGCCGAUUUCGCAGUUCGUAAUAUCUGAUAAUUCUCAGGUCGAAAAGCGAGAUCUCGCCUUCUCGGAGCCGCACUAUCCUUCACCUUGGAUGAACCCUACUGCUCUAGGAUGGGAAGAGGCCUACGCCAAAGCUAAGGAAUUUGUUUCCCAGCUUACACUAGCAGAGAAGGUCAAUUUGACAACCGGUGUCGGCUGGCAAGGAGAACAAUGUGUCGGCCAAGUCGGUUCUAUUCCCCGGCUAGGUUUUCGGAGUCUUUGUAUGCAGGACUCCCCGUUGGGCAUACGUUUUGCGGACUACGUCUCAGCUUUCACAUCUGGUCAAACCGUAGCAGCUUCGUUCGACAGGGACCUUAUGUAUAAACGAGGAAAGGCUAUGGGCGAGGAGAAUAAGAUUAAAGGUGUCGACGUCCUUCUAGGGCCAGUAGCAGGGCCUAUCGGGCGCGCCCCGGUCGGCGGACGUAACUGGGAAGGAUUUUCUCCCGACCCGUACCUAACCGGCGUGGCUAUAGCAGAAACGGUCAAGGGAAUCCAAGACGCGGGCGUGGUUGCUUGCGCUAAGCACUUCGUCGGUAACGAGCAAGAACAUUUCAGACAAGUCGGCGAAUCUCAGGGCCGUGGCUACAACAUCACCGAAGCCCUCUCAUCAAACAUUGACGACAAGACGAUGCAUGAACUGUAUUUAUGGCCAUUCGCCGAUGCGGUCCGUGCAGGUGUCGGUUCUAUCAUGUGCGCGUACACGCAAAUUAACAAUUCGUAUUCUUGUCAGAACUCCAAGGCCAUAAACAACCUCCUAAAGGGUGAAUUGGGUUUCCAGGGAUUUGUAAUGAGCGAUUGGCAAGCCCAACAUUCUGGCGCGGCCAGCGCUGUCGCCGGUCUGGAUAUGGCGAUGCCCGGAGAUACCGUAUUCAACUCCGGGUUUAGUUUCUGGGGCACAAAUCUUACUCUUGCGGUGCUAAAUGGAACAGUCCCCCAGUACCGAGUUGACGAUAUGGCAAUGAGAAUAAUGGCGGCGUAUUUCAAAGUCGGUAGGACCUUGGACCAGACCCCAAUUAAUUUCGAUUCGUGGACUCGGGAUACCUUUGGGCCUAUCCAUUUCGCCGCCAACGAGGGACAUCAACAGAUAAACUGGCAUGUGGAUGCCCAAGAGGAUCAUGGCGAUCUUAUCCGGGAGAUAGCCGCUAAGUCAACUGUGCUGCUCAAGAAUAACGGCGCCCUCCCGCUGAAGAAGCCUAAGUUCCUCGCAGUCAUCGGAGAGGACGCCGGUCCUAGCCCGCUAGGCCCGAACGGAUGUGCGGACCGAGGUUGUAAUCUGGGAACUCUUGCGAUGGGAUGGGGCUCCGGAACUGCCGACUUCCCCUACCUCGUCACUCCUAUCGACGCGUUACAGGUGCAAGCACUCGAGGACCGCACCCGUAUCGAAGCCGUUUUGAAUAAUUCCGCGUCGUCGACGAUCGAAACGUUGGUCAAGCAAGAGGGAGCAACUGCCCUGGUCUUCGUCAAUGCCGACUCCGGUGAAGGCUAUAUUGAUGUAGACGGCAACGAAGGCGACCGUCGCAACUUGACGCUUUGGGGCAACGGCGACGAGCUCAUCAAGAACGUUUCCGCCUUGUGCAACAACACGAUUGUUGUGAUCCACUCGGUCGGACCAACGCUCGUAUCGGAAUGGUACGAUUCGCCAAACGUUACUGCUAUCCUAUGGGCUGGUCUGCCCGGCCAAGAAAGCGGCCGUUCGAUCGUAGACGUGCUAUACGGCAAGGUUAAUCCCGCUGCCCGAACCCCCUUCACGUGGGCGAAGAAGCGAGAAGACUACGGCGCCGACGUUCUGUACGAGCCCAAUAACGGCCACGGUGCGCCGCAGCAGGAUUUUACUGAAGGUGUCUUCAUCGACUACCGGGCGUUGGAUCGUGCCAAUAUUGAUCCCAUAUUCGAAUUCGGAUUCGGGUUGUCGUACACAACCUUCAAGUACUCGGACAUCCGAGUUGAGAAGAUCAAUGCCGAGAUUUAUAAGCCCACUACCGGCAAAGGAGCAGAAGCCCCAACAUUCGGCAACUACUCGACAGAGCUUGACGAUUACCUCUUCCCGAAAUCCUCUUUCCCCUACAUCUGGCAGUACAUUUAUCCGUACGUGAACACUACUUCCUCUCUCGAAGACGCGUCCAUGGACCCCGAGUUCGGCAAGACUGCGAAAGAUUUCCUUCCUCCCGGGGCUCUGGACUCCGGCGCGCAAAAUCUCGGGCCUGCCGGACCGGGUCUCACGGAUCAACCGGGCGGCAACCCCCAACUAUUCGACAAGUUAUAUACGGUGACCGCUAAAAUUACCAACACCGGCGACGUGGUUGGUGACGAGAUCCCGCAGCUCUACGUGUCUUUGGGCGGAAAGGAUGAUCCGCCGGUGGUUCUUCGUGGCUUCGAUCGCUUUCGGAUCGAACCCGGCUGUACGGCGGUCUUUUCGGCGACUUUGACGCGACGGGACGUCAGCAAUUGGGAUGUUGAAUACCAGAACUGGGUUAUCACUAGUUCCCCCAAGACGGUGUUUGUCGGUCCCAGCAGUCGCAAGUUGCCACUAAGCGCCCCGCUACAUUAG
Molecule: messenger RNA, 2616 nt
Organism: Daldinia caldariorum
Lineage: Eukaryota; Fungi; Ascomycota; Sordariomycetes; Xylariales; Hypoxylaceae
Product: glycoside hydrolase family 3 protein
Exons: 4
Coding region: 1-2616 (871 amino acids)
Biological process (GO): glucan catabolic process
Molecular function (GO): beta-glucosidase activity
Source: RefSeq, a predicted model, not a curated record